Messenger RNA from Tuber melanosporum (Perigord truffle), 480 nucleotides. RefSeq lists its product as uncharacterized. NCBI's taxonomy places the organism in Eukaryota, Fungi, Ascomycota, Pezizomycetes, Pezizales, Tuberaceae. The transcript is spliced from 4 exons. The coding region runs from base 172 to 480 and encodes 102 amino acids. The record is from RefSeq and is a predicted model, not a curated record.
UUGAUUUUGCCUCCAAACAUUGGUCUUCAGACAAGAGCCCCAGAGUGCGGGACACCAAAGCCACCUACAGUUGAACACCACAGCCCGACAACAUAUCCUAAACCUUAGCCAUGAACACAGUAAGUAUAGAAAUCCUCGGCUCUUUGAAAUAUUAAGAAAGACGGACUGAGAAUGACGCACCAGGUAAAAUCAUUUUGGAUUGGCUGGGGAUCUCUUAUCGUUGCUGGCGGUGGGGCCUACUACUUCGCCAAACAACAAAUCAACGCGGAUCGACGAGAGAAGCACUUGAAACGCCAACAGUUACAGCAACAGCAAUAUAACAUGCUCUAUCCUGAGAGCGAUCCUGCUGGUCGUCCAUCGGCCGAAAGCUCUAGCGACCCCGCUGCGACAAGACAUACGCCACAGACAGAGGUCAAUGAGAAGAGCAAAUACGAGGCGUCAGCGGUGUAUAAGAGGCCGGAUGGUGAUAGGUUUAGUUGA